AGUAGUGUUUAUGUGCCCAUCGAAUUAAUAUGGAAAAACAAGAAAAGAGCGAAUUGGUGUAUGAAUAUACAAAACGUCGAAAAGAGUUUGGAAGACAGACUCUGUUCGAAGAUUAUGGCCCCGAGAUGCGUGUCAGUAUACCAAAUAAUCCGGCGCUUUACAAAAAUUAUAUUCUUCGCAACCCAGUUGAUGUGGCCAUACAAAAUACGGGUACUAUGUCCGAACACUGGGUGAAUUCUGUACGAGCAGAAUAUACGAGUUCAGGCAUAAAUCAUGUCGAAGGAGGAUGGCCAAAGGACAUUAAUAUGAAUGAUCCAGAAGCGGCACAGAGAUAUCGUCGGAAAAUAGAAAAGGAUGAUGCCUAUAUUCAUGCAGUUAUGCAUCUUGGUCACAGUAUGGAACACAAUAUUCUACAGAACAACGCAGUGGAUAUGUAUCAGACGUAUUAUUCAGAAUUGCCGUCCAUACCGCCAGUGGAACGUAGCAGUUGUCACACAGUAAAUGUUUAUAGAGAACCGGGAACCAGAAGACCUGUAAGGUCUUUAUCGUGGCAAGCUGAAGGAGCCCGCUUGGCUUCUGCUCAUGCUGAUAUUGACUUCAUGAGGAGUAACAGAAGCUUACAGUUUUCAUACAUUUGGGAUAUCGAAAAUGCGAACGCUCCAGAUCUCAUAAUAGAACCAACUCAGCCGCUACUAGACCUUCAGUAUAACCCUCGAGACCAGCAUAUUCUGGUUGGUGGUAUGUUAAAUGGACAGGUAGGCUGCUGGGAUAUGCGCAAAGGUGGGGAACCGUUUGCAAUGUGUCCUCCACAUGUGGCCCAUAGAGAAUUGGUGCGAAAUGUACUGUUUGUUCAUUCAAAAACUGGAGCUGAAUUCUUCUCCUCAUCUCCCGACGGAGUUGUAAAAUGGUGGGAUAUACGUAGUAUGAAUGAACCAACGGAUUCAAUGAUCAUAGAUCUCGUUAAACUACAGUCAGAUACUCAAAGUGUCGAUAAAGCUCUAGGAAUAUCCGCUCUAGAAUAUGAACCAACUAUUCCAACCAGGUUUAUGGUCGGAACCGAAACAGGUUUAGUGAUAGGAGGCAAUCGUAAGGGCAAAACGCCGUUAGAAAAACUACCCUCAAAAUACGAAGCUCAUUUAGGACCCGUAUACGCACUUCAAAGGAAUCCAACGUUUUUAAAGAACUUUUUGACGGUUGGCGAUUGGACAGCGAAAGUGUGGAGCGAGGACUGUCGAGAGUCGUCCAUUUUGUGGACGUAUUCACAUCACACUAAACUAACUGAUGGAGCUUGGAAUCCCGUUAGAUUUUCCCUCAUGUUGAUAACUCAAUGGGAUGGUUGCCUUUCUUGCUGGGAUCUUCUCCGCCGACGCAGUGCGCCCAUAGUAACGGCUCAACUAUGUGACGAACCAUUGCUUAGAGUUCGACCGCACGAAGGGGGUCUUUUAGUAGCAUGUGGGAGUAGCAAGGGAACAAUAUACCUGGCCGAGCUUUCACAAAACCUUGGAACUGCCGACAAGAAUGACAAGCAGCUUUUAACUCACAUAUUGGAACGCGAGAACAAACGAGAACGCAUACUAGAAGCCCGCAUGCGCGAGUUGAGAUUGAAGAUGCGGCAAGACCGCGACGUCGGCCAACAAGCCGCCGAAACCGAUCCCGCGGGAAAUGAUCGAGAUUUAGAGGAAGCGACUGUCGAAUAUAUGCAGACGGUGAAGGACCUCCAGGCACAGCAAAAGAGCAUUCCAUAGUUAUUUUAUGAAAUAAUAAUGAGUCUAAAUUAACACGCUUUAAUGAUAGAAUCAAGAAAAUUAUCAAACUUGCGAUCAUACAGAGUAUUCGUAAGAAAGGUAUUGCCACAGAACGUUGAUAAGUGUACAAGUUUGAAUGAAUUCUAUCCGUUUAAAAUGGGUCAAUUUGAGU
Molecule: messenger RNA, 1917 nt
Organism: Zerene cesonia (dogface butterfly)
Lineage: Eukaryota; Metazoa; Arthropoda; Insecta; Lepidoptera; Pieridae
Gene: Dnai2
Product: dynein intermediate chain 3, ciliary
Exons: 11
Coding region: 30-1745 (571 amino acids)
Biological process (GO): cilium movement; outer dynein arm assembly
Cellular component (GO): outer dynein arm
Molecular function (GO): dynein heavy chain binding; dynein light chain binding
Source: RefSeq, a predicted model, not a curated record